GAAAAGAUCUGAUACAUUUCAAUGAUAUUGACAAACAUCGGACACUUGGUGACAAUACACAUGAUCAAUCAGGGAUUAAAGUGGACAAUGAUAGACCUCAAACUGAGCAAGCUGAGUUCCUUGUUGAUGUGACGAACACUAGAGUCAUCGAUGCCAAUUCCAUUAGCGAUACAACAAAGGCUUCUAUGAAAGAUAUUCAUGCCAGAGUUGAACUUUCAAAAAAACAAAAUGAUUUGGAGGAAGAUGUACACCAGAAAGAUGUGCAGACCAAAAAUUCCAAUGUUGUACCCGAGGCUACUGAUGGAAUACAACAGGAAGAAGAUGUGGUCAAUACAGAGCAAGUCUUAGUUCACGUACCUCUCGAUGCUAUCUAUCCUAAAGAAUUUCGUGAUAUAAAUGAAGGCCAGCAAGCUGCUCAUUCAAGUACAGAUGCACCUCACAAAGAUGCUCAAGACGAAAUUACCAUAUCUCAGUUUGAGUUGCCUAACCAUUUGCUUCCAAGCCAAAUACUGGGGCUUGACUCAUCACCGGGACGAACAAAGCUUCCAAGUCAUUACAGAAAAUCGCCUUGGACGAUAGAUUUAGGAUCAGCUUCAGAAGCAGCACUAAAGGCCACUACAGGAGGGGAAAGGCUACUUUAAAUUCUCAGCAUGAUGUCACGUUUAGCUUUGGAGUUACGAUUGUCGACCGAAAAAUUGGUUCUACCUAUUGUCAAUGAAGGGACAAAUGUGGAAUGACGAGGGUAGAUAUAUACGUUUCAUAUAUAUACAUGUAUUUCACUAUAUUUUCAUACAGUAAUAUAUCAGAAAGUUAAUUACUUAUACACUUACCAGUUGUAUCUUAUUUUUCAGCACAUUGACGUCAUUUUCUACUAAAGAAAAAAGGCAAAUAUGACCAACACAACACAUACAAAUUUACAACUGUUGACUGUCGUUUCAUGCCCAGAAUUGGAGAGAUACAUAACAACUACAAAGAAAUGGAAGGUUCCUCAUGUGUGGCAAAAGUAGAAGAUGUGAUUAAUGAAUAUAUUAAUGGCUACAGGCUAUUUGCUACUAUCCCGUGGCAUACGGUGGACAACAUUUUUAUACCUGUCAAUGUGAAGGAGAAAUCUCAUUGGGUAUUGGUAGUUCUGUCAUUCAUGGACAGACGUCUCUAUGUCUAUGACUCCUAUGGAGCAGCAGGCCAUGACGCAGUCGUUAAAGAUUAUAUGAACAAACUUGCUACACUUCUUCCAUACUUCCUCCAGCUUAAUGACUUCUACAAGCACAAAACAGGAAUCGAUUGGUAUCGCCAUGAUGCAUAUAAAGAUAUUGAUCAGUCUGAAAGCCUUCAAGUUGUAUAUGUUGAUGAUCUGCCACAUCAAGGUCAUGGAAGCUUGGACUGUUGUGUGUAUGUGGCUGCAUAUGCUGAGUAUUUGAGCUCCAGUGAAGGUAUUCCAUCACACAUUGAUGCAUGUUUACUCCGUAUGAGAUACGGUGCAUUACUAUGGGACUACGCUUCGCAGAAAGUAGAUGCCAAUGCAUCCAGUGAUAAUGAGGCACCUCUAAGACCAGUCAGGCCACCCAUAGACUUUGAUAAAGUUGAAACAAUCAAUGUUGAUUAGUAUUUCGUUGUUUUUUAUUGUAAUGAAUAUUAUGUCUAUUUUUAAAAAAAAAUUGUUGGUUGUUU
This is a messenger RNA of Lycium ferocissimum, 1668 nucleotides long. RefSeq lists its product as uncharacterized. NCBI's taxonomy places the organism in Eukaryota, Viridiplantae, Streptophyta, Magnoliopsida, Solanales, Solanaceae. The coding region runs from base 186 to 641 and encodes 151 amino acids. The transcript has 6 exons. The record is from RefSeq and is a predicted model, not a curated record.